CAUCACUUGAAUACUUUCAUCUUUCCUCAACAAUCACUUCUCUCUCCAAAAUCGAUCUCUGAAAAUUUCCUUCAAAUCUCUCGAAAUUUUCAUCAACAAUGGCUGGUAGAGGCAAAAACAUCGGUUCCAGCGCUCCAAAGAAAGCCACAUCAAGGAGCAACAAAGCCGGUCUCCAGUUCCCCGUUGGCCGUAUCGCUCGUUUCCUCAAGGCCGGAAAAUACGCCGAACGUGUCGGUGCCGGUGCUCCUGUUUACCUCGCCGCUGUUCUUGAAUAUCUCGCUGCUGAGGUUUUGGAGUUGGCUGGAAAUGCUGCUAGGGACAACAAGAAAACAAGAAUUGUGCCAAGGCAUAUUCAAUUGGCUGUACGGAAUGAUGAAGAAUUGAGCAAGCUUCUUGGUGAUGUUACCAUUGCUAAUGGUGGUGUUAUGCCCAAUAUUCACAACCUGUUGCUUCCAAAGAAAGCUGGUUCUUCCUCUAAGGCUGCUGCUGAGGAUGAAUGAAUGACUGAAAUCUUAGAUGAAACUGAUUUUGCAGAUGGGGUUAACAAAUUUAGUUUCGUUUUUUGUAUCCGGGUUUAGUUUAAGAGGUUGAUGAUUAAGAUUUUUAGCUAUGUUAGUGAUUCUGUUAGUUAUGUGAAUACAUUGAUUUUCAUAUUGUUGGUUUCGAUGAGAUUGGUGAAAAUUUAUAAAAUUGACCCCUUUUAUUCUUCAUGA
Molecule: messenger RNA, 713 nt
Organism: Trifolium pratense (red clover)
Lineage: Eukaryota; Viridiplantae; Streptophyta; Magnoliopsida; Fabales; Fabaceae
Product: probable histone H2A.3
Exons: 2
Coding region: 99-500 (133 amino acids)
Cellular component (GO): nucleosome
Molecular function (GO): protein heterodimerization activity; structural constituent of chromatin; DNA binding
Source: RefSeq, a predicted model, not a curated record